CGAGAUUCCGGCGCGAGGUGUCGUUUGUCACCGCGGAGUGUCAAGUCCUUGAUGGAUGUCGCUGAUCCGACGCAUCGUUCGCCUUGUACCAGCCACUUUCGCCAUAGUGCUCGUCGCAUCCCUUGCGGAAGGUCGGCGUACAAGGAAUCUGGAGAUCCAUGGGAGGACGGCGACCCACCAUGUGCCACCCCUGGAUAACUCGUUUGCGGACGACUACGGUAACAAUCCGAACCUGCCGAUGUUCGCUGAACCGAUUUCGAAUGUGACGGUGAGCGUGGGUCGAGACGCUCUCCUCGCCUGCGUCGUCGACAAUCUGCAGAACUACCAGGUGGCGUGGGUGCGAGUCGACACCCAGACCAUCCUGUCCAUUCACCACAACGUCAUCACUCAGAACCCCCGAAUAUCGCUGUCGUACAACGAUCACCGAUCGUGGUUCCUGCACAUAAAGAUGGUCCAGGAGACCGACCGGGGGUGGUACAUGUGCCAGGUAAACACCAACCCCAUGCGCAGUCGGCAGGGGUACCUACAAGUAACGGUUCCACCUUCCAUCGUUAUGAAGGACAUGAGUACGGACAUAGUGGUCCGCGAGGCUUCCAACGUGACGUUGACGUGCAAAGCCACGGGCUACCCGGAGCCUUACGUUAUGUGGCGUCGCGAAGACGGCAAGGACAUUAACUACAACGGGGAAAUCGUCAACGUCAUCGACGGCGAGGUCCUCCACAUCACGAAGAUCAGCAGACUCCAUAUGGGCUCCUACCUCUGCAUCGCAUCCAACGGGGUGCCCACUCCGGUCAGCGUGCGAGUGAUCCUUCGCGUUCAGUUCCCGCCCAUGUUGUCGAUACCGAAUCAACUGGAGGGAGCCUACAUCGGUCAGGACGUCACCCUGGUGUGCCACACCGAGGCGCAUCCGCCUUCCAUCAACUAUUGGACCACGGAGCACAGCGAGAUGAUAGUCUCCGGAGAUAAGUACGAGGCGACCUAUACCGAAGAGGGGUACAGCAGGCACAUGCAGCUGAAGAUCAGAAACGUCGGCCCCAAGGACUUCGGCUCGUACAAGUGCGUCGCGCAGAACUCCCUGGGUGGCACCGACGGGGUCAUCAAGUUGGACGAGAUUCCGGCUCCGUCCACGACGACGACGACGCAGGCCGCCUACUACGUCACCAUGUCCAGCAAGAAAAAUGGGAGGAACGGUAACAAGAAAUUACAGCAACGACCCAUCGACUACGACGUCGAGGAAUGGCGAGGUUCGGAUUACGGAAGGGACUACAGCCAGCCGUCGAUGAGGCCACCGGGCGAGACGCCGAAGGACGCCCUGGGCGCCGGCUCGGUCGCCCUGGUCCCGGAGAUCGCCCUCGUGCUCUUCCUAACCGCCCUCCUGCUCGCCGCCGCCAGGAGGUGAUUCUUACGUCAAGGACGGGGCUUCCAAUUAGUCUUUACUAGGCGGUAAGGGCGGCAGCGACGGGACUCCUGCCGUCCCGAGAGGCGCGCUCAAAUUAUUUUCAUACUAAACGACUUACAAAGUAUAAUUAAGUAUUAGGGCUCGGAGACGAGGGAGGCGAAGGCACGUGCAACCGGCGGACGAGUGGAGAAAUCGACGCCUGCGAGCUCGGUUUCUCCGCCUCCUGAGAAUCUAUUUUUUUCGGUCGGUACUUGCCAUAAUUUUGUACGUGAUCUCGAACUCGACUCUUGCCGGCGCGUUAUUUUGUAUCAUAUCACGGAGACAGCGGGCGCACUGUAUACAGCAUUAUACAUACACAUAUAUACGUACGCAUAUGCAUGUAAUAUAACCGAGUAUAAAUACGAGUACAUCCACGCUGACAUGCAUGUACGUGUGAAUAGCUAAACCACCCACGUGGCAUUCGGACACCCAGGGAUCCCUGUGAACUAGUUCGGGACCACAGUCCCAAGGACUUCCAACUUGGACGUCCACCCUACACCCUGCAUAACCGCGACGCAACACCCUACCAAACUCCGUCUCGUGCAAAAAUCAUCCCUCCCUACCUCCGACCUCGAAAUCCCUAUGAGUCCAGGUGGCUUCGUCCCUGAAGUCCAACUUCACCUCCGAGAGAAGCCCAACUUUCCAGGGAGCUUCCGCGAAACUUAACCUCGAUAAGAGAUCUGGACGGUUUCCGCCAGAGGGGUUAUCCUUGACCGCUGGUGCCCUUUUCACGCAACUUCCCCGUGAAGAUGCGUUAGAACCUUUCACUCCGUAAUUUAACCUCAAACCACCCACACGUCGAUCCCAAAGGAGGGGUUCGGUGCCCCGAUUUGAGUCGCAUGGUCGCCCGGGCGAUAUCCGUACGGGGGAGUUUCUUAAAGGAACGCGGAGACGUUCCUCGAAUGCCUCGGAUGCUUCUCGGGUGUUCGGUGCCACGCGGGAUAGACGUGCAAAGGUAAGUCGCUCGGAAACCCUGUCGUUAUAGCUGUUCGGGGCACCCUUGAGAGGGAAGGCGCGAAGAUCGAGCUCGAGGAGAACCUUGCGUUGUCCGCGCGUACUCGAGCCGCAGCCAGACUUAGGCCGAAUUCAGGAGAGACUGCACGGUAGCCUCGGGCCAGCAAAUACGGUCCCGGACUUGCGGAAGAGCCGUCGCUGGAACGGGCUUUGUGGUUUAAGUUCGCGCCGCGAGUCGCUGCCCGGGGCGGCCCGACGAAUGGUUUCCGCAUUUUACUUCCGCCAGCCGAGGAGACCUCGCAAGUAGAAGCCGCACCUAGGUCCCAAGACGUUCUCGGGCACCCGGGUACCUUUUUCCGAGCACGGGUCCGCGGCCUCGCGUAAUUUCCUUCGUUCGCCAUCGCGUCAUCAAACGGGAAGACGAACGAGGGCUGGGAAGGGCACCGAGGAUGGAAUUUUGGACGGGGAUGGUCUUGGAGAUCAGGAAUUCCAUAAGGAGGUACCCGGGUCUCCGAGCGGCGAUUUCCCUCUUACUUUGUACCUGACCGUAAACCACUGCCGUUCGAUUCUUGGCGACGCUUCUGAUGUCGGGUGCUUCGCUUCGUUUUGUACAUAUUGUAGAUAAACGUCGCGUUUCAACGUGAAUCGCAUCGACGCAGGCCUAGCUCGAGGCUCCGCCGAACGCUCCGCCGCGUUUGCGGAAAUUCGACGCGCGAAAUAAAUCCGUGUCCCGGAACGCGGCGAAAUUGUUCCCGCGGCUGAUUUCCGGCGGCCGGACCUAUCUGAGAUAAUCGCGAAACCGGCCGCGCGAUUUCCUGUCGUCUCUAAUUCAGGAAAGCUCCCCAACGACUUCUAGGGACGAUCGAUCGCUUAGGGGCUCGAGAAUCCGCUAGGCGGGCGGAUCUGGACGAAGUCGUGUUGCGGAUUUUUCGAAAGCACGGAAGACGCGAGUGUCGGAAGAUCGACCGAGGCCUGGACGCGAGAGAUUCGUUUGACACGACUUCCUGGGUUUCUUGGGGAAAAGUUCGAUUCUUCGGCGCAGAGCGCACAUCUCGGAAUGCCGCGCGACUUCCGGAUGGGCUAAGUGCCCGGACAGUCAAAACUGCUAAUUACCCUGCCGACUUCGCCGGCGGAAAUGUCGGCGGCGACGCAAGCUCCGCGAGAGAGACGGCACCAACCAUUGUCCCCGGGGACGAAAGCUCCGGAGGCCGAGGGCGGUGGCCGGGAG
This is a messenger RNA of Orussus abietinus, 3620 nucleotides long. Its product is annotated as lachesin. Gene Ontology annotation, cellular component: neuron projection. The transcript has 11 exons. NCBI's taxonomy places the organism in Eukaryota, Metazoa, Arthropoda, Insecta, Hymenoptera, Orussidae. Bases 56 to 1399 code for a protein of 447 amino acids. The record is from RefSeq and is a predicted model, not a curated record.